Amborella trichopoda is the source of this 636-nucleotide messenger RNA. NCBI's taxonomy places the organism in Eukaryota, Viridiplantae, Streptophyta, Magnoliopsida, Amborellales, Amborellaceae. The record is from RefSeq and is a predicted model, not a curated record.
UUCACCUUUUUCUACUACUCUUGUUUAAUUUUCUCUUUCUUGGAAAUUUUAGAAGAAAGGGAAAAUGAGGAAGUAUGGACCAGCUCUUGCGCUAAUCUUGUUUCAGAGCGGUUUUGCUGUGAUGGUUAUCCUCAUCAAAGUAGCAUUUCGGCGAGGGAUGAGCCCUACCAUCUUUGUUACCUAUAGGCAGUUAAUUGCCACCCUCUCUAUUGCGCCUUUUGCUUACUUCCUAGAAAGGUACUCUCUCUCUCUCAAUAUUAUCCUUGGAAUUAUGCAGGAAAACCAGACCUCCCCUGUGCCUGAAAACAGUGGCUCACAUCUUCGUAAUUGGACUAAUGGGGUGAGCACCUUCAAAACUCUAAUUGUGUUCCUCACAUUCAUUUCUGACAAUCACAAGCAUUCAUAUAUCAUUAUACUUCCAUUGCAGGGUUCCUCUUCUCCAAAUAUCAUACUUUUAUGGGCUUUCUUACACUUCAUCAACUUUUGCAGUCGCAAUAUUGAAUCUCCUACCGGCUAUUACUUUUGUAUUGGCCAUUAUCAUAAGAAUGGAGAAAGUAAAUGCAAGGAAUACAAGGGGACAAGCAAAGAUUGUGGGUACCAUAACUUGUGUUGAAGGCGCCACGAUCAUGACAUUGA